AUGGCUCUGUUGAAGUUGAUUGCCGUGAUUGGUAUGGUGCUACUGGCUACCAACAACAGUUUCGUCCUUGGCGCAGGAGUUGCUACGCGGGCCUGCUCUGACAAUCGUCCCAGGCCAACCGAGGUACGCGUUGAGGGCUGCACCGUUCCACCGUGCGAUUUGGUGCGCGGCUCGGACGCCAACAUGGACAUGGACUUUAUGGCACCGUUUGCGGCGACCAGUCUGCACACGAGAGUAGUGGCAACCGCGCUUGGAGUCACGGCUCCCUUCGACCUUCCGGCAGAUCGCGCUGCGGCCUGCAACUGGCUCCUGAACGCCGAGUGCCCCGUUAGCGCCGGCGAGGACAUUACCUACCGCUUGAGCAUGCCUGUUCUAUUGAUUUACCCCCGUGUGAGCCUUUCCAUCGAAAUCGAUCUGGUGGACCCUAGCGGCCAAUCGUUGGCGUGCUUCAUCCUCGACGCACGUGUCGUUUCCUCUCGUCGCGUCUAA
Molecule: messenger RNA, 489 nt
Organism: Anopheles coustani
Lineage: Eukaryota; Metazoa; Arthropoda; Insecta; Diptera; Culicidae
Product: NPC intracellular cholesterol transporter 2-like
Exons: 1
Coding region: 1-489 (162 amino acids)
Biological process (GO): intracellular cholesterol transport
Molecular function (GO): sterol binding
Source: RefSeq, a predicted model, not a curated record